AUGCCUUUCCACCCUGUCCAUACCGGCCUCUUGUAUAAAGGGAAUUACCUGAGCGGAUCGCUGUCCGACGGCAGCGAGAGCGAACAGUUGGCCAACAUCUCGGAGGAGGAACUGGAUGAAAUAAGAGAAGCUUUUCGAGUUUUGGAUCGAGACGGCAACGGGUUCAUUUCAAAGCAAGAGUUGGGCAUGGCCAUGAGAUCCCUGGGCUAUAUGCCCAGUGAGGUGGAACUUGCAAUCAUCAUGCAGAGGCUGGAUAUGGAUGGUGAUGGACAAGUGGAUUUUGAUGAAUUUAUGACAAUACUCGGCCCUAAACUUUUGUCAUCUGAAGCGCGAGAAGGGUUUCAUGGCAGCACAAUAGACUCGAUAUUUUGGCAGUUUGAUAUGCAGAGGAUUACACUGGAAGAAUUGAAGCACAUAUUAUUUCAUGCAUUUCGGGACCAUUUGACAAUGAAAGACAUUGAGAACAUCAUCAUUACAGAGGAGGAGAGCCUGAAUGAAAGUUCGAGUAAUUGUCAUACUGAAUUUGAAGGGGUGCAUUCACAAAAGAAGAAUAGACAGACGUGUGUGAGGAAGAGCCUGAUCUGUGCGUUUGGAGUGGCUUUCAUCAUAAGUGUCAUGUUGAUUGCAGCCAAUCAGAUACUCAGGAAUGGCAUGGAGUAA
Molecule: messenger RNA, 660 nt
Organism: Hypanus sabinus (Atlantic stingray)
Lineage: Eukaryota; Metazoa; Chordata; Chondrichthyes; Myliobatiformes; Dasyatidae
Gene: caln1
Product: calneuron 1
Exons: 6
Coding region: 1-660 (219 amino acids)
Molecular function (GO): calcium ion binding
Source: RefSeq, a predicted model, not a curated record